AUGGAUACUUUCAAUGGAAUCAACUAUCGUCCUUACGCCGGAGAAACCGACCUUCCCGCUAUUAUGACUCUGGUGCAAGACGGACUGAGCGAGCCUUAUGUCAUAUACACCUAUCGAUAUUUUCUGAGUUCGUGGCCUCACCUUGCUUUCAUGGCCCAUGACCUAGGAUCCGGAGAACCUGUAGGCGCUAUAGUAUGUAAACAAGAUUCACAUCGCGGAAAGGCCGAACGAGGUUAUAUUGCCAUGCUGGUUGUUGGUGGCGCUUGGCGUAAACGGGGCAUAGCUCGACACCUUGUAGAACUUUCUAUCGAUGCGAUGACUGCGAACGGUGCAGACGAGGUUGCGCUCGAAACGGAAUUCGACAAUACUCCUGCUCUUGCACUCUAUUCGGCUCUAGGAUUUCUUAGAGAAAAGCGACUGUUCCGGUUCUACAUGAACGGAAAAGACGCAUUUCGAUUGAUCAAGCCCUUACGAAGAGUUGGUCAUACAACUGACAAUGUAGCUGAACAACUUAGGGAAUCCUGGGACGGGGAAUGGAGAGAAACCGGAUAUGUUUUUGCUCCACUUUCUCCGAGGCCUACACCAGCUCCUCUAGGACUGUUGUAUACUUGA
Rhizoctonia solani is the source of this 612-nucleotide messenger RNA. Its product is annotated as GNAT family acetyltransferase. Gene Ontology annotation, cellular component: NatC complex. Gene Ontology annotation, molecular function: protein-N-terminal amino-acid acetyltransferase activity. The record is from RefSeq and is a predicted model, not a curated record. The coding region runs from base 1 to 612 and encodes 203 amino acids. Gene Ontology annotation, biological process: N-terminal peptidyl-methionine acetylation. The transcript is spliced from 5 exons. Lineage: Eukaryota; Fungi; Basidiomycota; Agaricomycetes; Cantharellales; Ceratobasidiaceae.